AUGAAGUUAAGUAAGCAUCGUAAAAGCAAGACCAGCACAUGCAAGGCAAUCCCAGCAGUGGCAUGCGCCAGCGAUGCUCCUCCGAAUGCUCAGGGCCAGAAGCGUAAGAGGGCAACAUCCCAGAAGAAGCCCGCAGCCACAACAACAGCCAUCAAGAGGCCCGCUGCAGCAAAGCCCAAGUCAAAAGUGGAGAAGGCCCCAAAGAAGCCAAGCGAGACAGUGCUGGGUGGCACAGAAAAAACAACGCAGUUUCCUGCCGCCCUUAGCUUGGCCAGCGACUGCAGUGGCGUAGGGACCGAGCGUUUGGCUGCAGUACUUGCUUUUGGCCAUCGCUCCGCUAUCAACCACAACUACACAUCCGAAAUUUCUGAGGCUUGCAGGACUUUCUUGAAGCACUUUGUCAAGCCGAAGUUUGUGGCGAGCGACAUUGACAACCAGAUCCCAGGAGAUUGGGCAGCUCAUUCGGACUACUAUGUAUGUGGCUACCCAUGCCAGCCAUGGAGCGGCGCAGGGUCUCAGGAAGGCUUGGCUGACCCAGAAGGCCGAGGCAUGGUGAUGUCGAAGGUCCCGCGCCAGAUUGCCAAGAUGAAGCCGAGGGCCUAUGUGCUGGAGAACGUGAUGGGGUUUGUGCAGAGGUUCCCCAAAGUCUUCAACACCUUGGUGGAGGCGUUGAGGGCCCUGGAACUUGAGCCGUAUCGUGGUCCAAGCUACAACGUCUACUGGGACGUGCUUUCGGCUGAUGCGCAUGGGGGCGUGCCCCAGCACAGGGAGCGAAUCUUUAUCAUAGGCAUCAAGCGCUCAGAGCAGGUUCGACACUUUGAGUGGCCUACCCGCUUGCCAGGCUGUCUCACGCUGGAUGACUGCUUGGGCUGCGGCUCCAACCCGCCAGUGCCAGAGUCCAUCCUUCACGGCAAGACUCUGAAGAAUGCUUUCGCCCGUUUGAAGGCAAAGCUGGCGCAGAAUGGGCCAGAUGGCCAGGAUUGCAUUUGCGACACUGGCUCCAGCAAUGGGACUGUGAUGGUGGGAAAAAGCCCUUGCCUCACUGCCAGUGGCUGCGAAAGUUUCCGCUUUUACUCCAACAGACGAGGAAGAUGGCUGAAUUGCAAUGAUUUCGCUGCCCUGCAGGGAGUGCCACCAAACGCAUUCCCUGAUUGGCAAAAGAUUGUGUCCGAGAAGGAUUAUGCACACAUGCUAGGCAACGCGAUCAAUGUACAGGUGCUGAAGCGCAUCUUUGUGCAGAUUGCACGGGCGCGAGGGUGGCAGUGCUGA
Messenger RNA from Symbiodinium pilosum, 1269 nucleotides. Lineage: Eukaryota; Dinophyceae; Suessiales; Symbiodiniaceae. The record is from the annotation of a GenBank genome assembly.